Molecule: messenger RNA, 4414 nt
Organism: Trichobilharzia regenti
Lineage: Eukaryota; Metazoa; Platyhelminthes; Trematoda; Strigeidida; Schistosomatidae
Source: the annotation of a GenBank genome assembly
UACUCAAAAUUGGUCUUGUUGAUCUAUUUGGACGAUUAUCAAUGCCGGUUACUCGUAAUAUGUCUGGAAAACUGGAAAACGCUGAAGAAUAUCUUCGAGUCAAUUUAUCUUCACCGCAAGUUUCUUCUUUACCUGUUUCCUUAUCUGUUUCUGAUAAUUUUAAACACACCCCUCAUGUCAGCCCAGGUUUUGAUAAUAUUGCUAUGGGAGGUAGUGUAGUAGUAGACUCCGAUGUUGAUUCGGAUGUGGCUACCGAAUUAGAGAUCCUAGAGCUUAAGGUUCAAGAGCUUAGACUUCGCAGCAAACAACGAAAAUUGAAGAGCGAGCGCUCUCAACAAGUCAAGACUGCAGCCAGCUGCGUUCGAUCUUGCGCCAAUCCCUCGGAAAGCCAACUCCUAGACGGUAGCACCAUGUAUUGUACAGCACAACCAUCAGGGUCAAAUUGUACUGCCACUCCAGUCCAACCACUCCUGAACUCAGUUAGCCCCAUUAGAAUGCCUCAAAUUGAGAUGGAUAAGUUCGAUGGUACACCGACUAAGUUCUUGAAGUUUAUAAGAUGCUUUAACAUGUUCAUAGGAGAACAAACUAAUGAUGACAACCUACGGUUAAUGCAUCUUAUACACAAUUGUGUUGGUAUAGCCAAGGAGGCCAUAGAGCAUUGCAUUCUACUGCCCUCUGAGGUAGGCUAUAGGAAAGCCAUGGGGAUUUUACGAAGUCAAUUUGGCCAACCUCAUGCAGUUUCAGAUGCCUUCCUCUCCGAAUUACUGUCAGGCCCACAGCUGCAACCUGAAGAUAUAGUUGGGCUACAACGGUUGUUGAGACAGAUGACCAAUUGUGAGAUAGCCUUAUCUCAGAUGAAUCACAUGGCAGACUUGGACUGCUCUACCAACCUUAAGUGCAUUGUUCAACGUCUCCCUCGGCACCUACGAUGGAAGUGGGCAGAAUUGGUAAACGAUGGUUUACAGUUUGCUGAACCUAGCUUUCGUUACCUCAAAGAAUUCCUCGAAAGGCAACUGUCCUUGGCUACAAGCUGUUACGGCCAGAUAGCUAAUGGGAAUAGGAACAACAACGAAGUAGGGUCCAACGAUAAAAUGUCCAGAGCUAUGCCUUCGCACAGUGUUAAUGUCGUGAAGUCACGAGCCCAGAAGUCGUGCAUAGUUUGCUUCACAGAUCACGACUUAUGGGAAUGUCAACGCUUUUUGUCGAUGAGUCACAAAGAGAGACUAGCAGUGUCAAUGCGGCAUAAGGUGUGCUUCAACUGUUUGAAACUUAAUCACCGAGCUGACACUUGUCGUGCAGCAAGAGGUUGCGAUAUAGUAGGAUGCACUAGACGUCAUCAUAAACUUCUACACAAUGAAGAUAAUUCAGCAUGCAAGACUGUCAACUACUCUAGCACGGAAUCCGGAACUUCCUUUUUAGGAUAUGUGCCGAUUCGUAUCUUAGGUCCUAAAGGAUUUCUAGAUACCUAUGCCUUUCUUGACAAUGGUUCAGAUGCUACACUACUGCUGAGUCAUGUUGCUCGCCAAAUAGGACUGGAAGGGGUUAAUACAUUGAUGCAGGUAACAUCUUUCUGUGGAACUACUUCUCAGAAUUCAUCUAAGGUUGAUUUCGAAGUUGAAUCCUUAACGGGAGAUUACAAGACGAGGGUCAAGAGUGCCUACACCGUGGAAAGCUUACCUGUAAAGAGACCUAAGACUCCUUCAAACGAACAGAUGAAAAAAUGGCCUCACCUGGCAGAAAUUCCCUUUCUAGACGUCGAAUGUAAACAGGUCAGUCUACUAAUUGGGACUAAUGUACCUGAAGCACACUGGGUGCUGGAGCAGCGUAUAGGGAAAUCCAACCAACCGUUUGCAUCUUUGUCAGUUUUUGGUUGGUAUUUAUUGGGUUCAGGAAACGAAUAUAAAGAAGCAACCUCUAUCUUCUGCUUAGAGGAAAGUGAAUCAGUAGAGAACAAGCUUUUGCGAAUGAUUGAAGCUGAAUUUCAGGACAAGCACUCAUGCGAAAGGUCCAGUUCUGAAAUAGAUAAAGAGGUUCUGAAGGCAACCGAUAGGGAGAUAAGAUUGCGGAACGGACAUUAUGAAGUUCCAUUGACUUGGAAAGAGGACUGGCGUAGAUUACCGCCUAAUAGGUUUGAGGCAGAACGCAGGCUGGACAGUCUUCAGAAGAAACUAAAAAAGGACGAAAGCCUAUUAAAGUCCUACAAUCAAAUACUAACAGACCAUGAGUUGAAGGGUUAUAUUAGUCGCGUUCCUGACGACUUCUCCAAGAAACGUAGAUUUAUCCCUCACCACCCAGUUAUAAAUCCCCGCAAGCCUGGUAAAAUUAGAGUGGUUUUCGAUUGUGCCUUUAAAUGUAAGGGAAUGUCCUUGAACGAUUGUCUGUAUUCGGGACCUGAUCUGAUGAAUGACUUGGCUGGGGUACUAUUGAGAUUUAGAAAACAUCGGAUAGCCUUGUCAGCAGAUAUUGAGGAGAUGUUUCUUCAGGUUCACUUACCUGUCAAGGAUAAAAGUGCCUUUAGUUUCUUAUGGUAUUCUGAGGGUAGACUGGACUUACCACCGAGCCUGUAUGAAUUAAACGUACAUCCCUUCGGUGCUACCUCAUCACCUUUUUGUGCAGCCUAUGCUUUAAAACGAGCCGCAAUCGACAACGCGAAAUUGUUUGACGAGAAGACAUUAAGGACUGUCAGAGAAAAUUUCUAUGUGGAUGAUUGUUUAGUCUCAGUAGAAACAGUAGCAGAAGCCAUAGCUUUAUCCAACCAGCUGCGUCAGCUCGCCUCUCUUGGUGGAUUUCGUUUGCACAAAUGGAAUAGUAACAAUGAAGAAGUGUUAUCCAACAUUCCCGUUCGUGAACGGUCCUCAAACAUACUGCAUUUAGAAGAUUCGACGAAUGUCGAGAAGACACUGGGUUUAUGCUGGUGUGUCAAGUCAGAUUGCUUCAAGUUUGAAGUAAAUCUGCCAGUACGUCCGAUAACGAAGAGGGGAAUCUUGUCGUGCAUAGCUUCUUUAUAUGAUCCACUCGGUUUUGUCGCCCCACUACUACUUCCACCUAAAAGAGUAAUGCAACACCUGUGCCGAAGUGAGUUUGGGUGGGAUGAACAUGUUGAUGUGAGUAUCGGUGCCAAAUGGGAGGCUUGGCUUGUUGACAUUAAGAGAAUUAAGGAUCUAGAGGUUCAACGUUGUUUUCGACCCCAGACCUUCAGUCCUAUAGCAGUUUCAAUGCACUUAUUUUCGGAUGCCUCUGAAAUAGGUUUCGGUUCAGUAGCAUAUCUACGUUAUGAGUCCUGUUCAGGAGAAGUAAGCUGCAGCUUUGUUAUGGGCAAAUCUAGAGUGGCUCCCUUGAAGCAUGUCACCGUGCCACGUUUAGAACUACAAGCAGCCGUGCUCUCAGUGAAGCUGUUAAAAUACAUCUUAGAGGAAAUAAAGUUGGAACUAAGUGAUGUUUAUCUAUGGACAGAUUCUAUGAUUGUGUUAAGCUACAUCCGCAAUACCACAUCCCGCUUCAAAACCUACAUAGCUAACAGAGUAGGGUUUAUACUUGAUAACACUACGCGGCUCAAUGGCGACAUGUACCAACUAAUAUGAAUCCAGCUGACCUUGCUUCCAGGGGAAUAAAGAUGAGUGAGUACGAGCGUAUACAUACCUGGCUCGAUGGUCCUGAAUUUCUCAAAAUCCUAAAAAGGAUUGGCCGAAUUUCGAUGGAAAAGCGUGCCAAUAAUUCCAUCUGACAUAAAGCUAAAGCAAGCCACCAUCUUAACGACACAAACAGCCGUAAAUCCGAUAGACACCUUAUUCUCGUAUUUCUCUUCUUGGACAAAACUUCGUAGAGCGGUAGCCUGGUUAAGAAGGUUUAAAGUUUUUCUACUAAAACGUCUAGUGCAAGGCCCUUUACAAACGUGUGAGAUGUUAGAGGCAGAGGAAGAUAUCCUUAGAUACGUGCAAAAACAAGAGUUCGGUAAAAUCAAAGGAGUUAUGUGUGAACGCUAUUUGGAUAGUAAAUACAAGCCACUCCUUCAACGUAUCAAGAAACUGCAUCCUGUCAUCUUAGGUGACUUGAUAUGUGUCGGCGGACGACUGAAUAAUAGUCAACUGUCAAGUUCGGAAAAACAUCCAGUUAUAUUGCCAGGAACUCAUCCUGUCACGGAGGUUAUUGUUCGUUAUUAUCAUGAGACUGAAGGACAUAUGGGAGUAGCCCAUCUUUUGUCAGCAUUGCGUAUGAAAUAUUGGAUAUUGAAAGGAGCGGCAGUAGUUAAGCGUGUGGUGAAUAAAUGCAUCGGUUGCCGAAUCAGGUCUGCAAAACCUACUGAACAACUGAUGGCAGAAUUACCCAUAGCAAGGGUCACGUCAGAUUUUCCAUUCUCUAGCACCGGGGUAGAUUACUUCGGCCCCUUUAUCGUUAGGCGGGGGCGGACUACAGA